Messenger RNA from Lodderomyces margitis, 1923 nucleotides. RefSeq lists its product as uncharacterized. Gene Ontology annotation, cellular component: replication fork. The coding region runs from base 1 to 1923 and encodes 640 amino acids. Gene Ontology annotation, molecular function: DNA helicase activity. Gene Ontology annotation, biological process: telomere maintenance; DNA replication; DNA repair. The record is from RefSeq and is a predicted model, not a curated record. Lineage: Eukaryota; Fungi; Ascomycota; Pichiomycetes; Serinales; Debaryomycetaceae. The transcript has a single exon.
AUGUCAAUAAAGAACAAAAAGAAGGGAUCGCUAGUGCAGCAUAGCAUAUUCAGCUUUCAUUGCCCCGGUGUCACUAAAGUUAAUCACAACUCUAAACAAAACAAGAAUAUAACAAGACAAAAUUCAGUCUUGAGUGCCACUGAUAACGACGAUGGCUUUGGUGAUGAUACCAGUUUUGACACAUCGGUAGACACGAGUAUGGAAAUCCAAAAUUUCAGAGAUCCAUCGUUGGAAAAUGUGCUAUUGCAACAUAGAGCGAACCUGUCCUUAUCAUCUCAGAGAAAUCCCAAUGUCCUUCGAGAAUCAAAUCUGGCCACCAACAGCCAAACUAGAUCCAGUUCACUUAAGAGGACUAAUAGUGACAUAUUAAGUACUUUUGAUGGUGGCCAAGCUCAUAAAAUUGCAAGGACUUCAAAAAAUGUGGCUCCAGUGACUUCGCCAGCCGUCGGGACCCAAUUGAGUGCAGAGCAACGGAAGGUUAUAGACUCGGUUGUUGCUGGUCGCAACGUCUUCUACACAGGAAGUGCUGGUACAGGAAAAUCGGUGGUUCUUCGUGAAUUGGUGAGGAUUCUCAAGGGUAAGUAUGGCGAGAACAUGGGGGUAACGGCCCCCACUGGGAUGGCUGCAUGUAAUAUUCAGGGGCAAACCAUAUACAAAUUCUUGGAAGUUGGCCUUGCUUUGAAACCUGCUCUGGAUCUUGCCAAUAUGAUCAGGAAGAAUUCACACAAGUUGAAUAAAUGGGUUAGAUUAAGAGUGUUGAUCAUUGAUGAAAUAUCCAUGAUUGAUGGAACACUAUUCGAUAAGUUGGAACAAGUGGCUAGAUUGGUACGCAAAUCUGAUAAACCAUUUGGUGGGAUCCAGAUUGUGUGCACUGGUGACUUUUAUCAAUUGCCACCAGUUGCAACAAACAGAACCGCUCUAUUCUGCUUUCAGUCAAAGUCAUGGUCCAGAGUCAUUAACAAAAAUAUCGUAUUAAAGCAAAUUUUCAGACAAAAGGGUGAUGCUGAUCUUAUCGAAAUGUUAAAUGCACUCAGAACAGGUGAGUUGACGAACGAAAUUGUUUCGAAAUUUAAGCUGCUUGCGAGAAUGGUAAGGUAUGAUGACGGAAUUGAGCCUACUCAAUUGUUCCCAACUAGAAGAGAAGUGUCAGAAGCAAACAGUUUAAGGUUGGAGCAACUUACAUCAAAAGCCUACAAGUAUUCUGCCCAAGAUAGUCACAAAGGGGAACAAUACAAGACACAAUAUGCACAGCUAUUAUGCGAGGAGUCGUUGGUUUUGAAAGAGGGAGCCCAAGUAAUGAAUAUUAAAAAUAUCAGUGACUAUUUGGUUAAUGGGACGCUAGGCACAGUUCUAUUCUUCACCACAAAAAAGCUCUACUUUCGAAUUUUAGAAGUAUAUGGACCGGUCGAGGAAUUGGAUACCCAGAUGUUGAAAGAAGUGAGAUUCUUUACUUCGCGAGUUGGCUCGGUAGAGGAGUGGAAUGAAAAUGAGAGAAUGAUGUUUCAACAGGUGCCGUCUGAAAGAAAGACUCAAUUUGAACUGCUUGUUCAACUGGCAGCUCUAGAGUCGCCAGCCAAUAUUUUGCCCGUGGUUUUGUUUAAGUUAAAUGGUUCGGAUGAAGCUGUACUUGUUGAUAGACAAGAAUUCCCAAUUGAGAUGGGAAAAGAAGACUCACCAGAUGGGAAUCCAUAUAGAUCUCAAUUGCCUUUGCUCCUCUCAUGGGCUAUGUCAAUUCACAAAGCACAGGGGCAGACUCUUCCUCGUGUCAAGAUUGAUUUAAACAGGGUGUUUGAAAAUGGACAUGCAUACGUGGCCAUAUCACGAGCAGUGAGUAGAGAGACAUUGCAAGUGAGACAUUUUGACAUUGGAAAAGUAAAGUCAUCACCAAUAGUGAAGGAAUUCUACCAGGCUCUAGAGAGAUAG